This is a messenger RNA of Spinacia oleracea (spinach), 1753 nucleotides long. Its product is annotated as probable isoprenylcysteine alpha-carbonyl methylesterase ICMEL1. Lineage: Eukaryota; Viridiplantae; Streptophyta; Magnoliopsida; Caryophyllales; Amaranthaceae. The coding region runs from base 151 to 1557 and encodes 468 amino acids. The record is from RefSeq and is a predicted model, not a curated record. The transcript is spliced from 11 exons.
CCUCGUAUAUUCAUUCUCCUCUCCUCCCAGUUGGUUGUUUUUAUAAACAAUUUGCUUGCCUUUUCAUUCUUCAUCAUCACCACCUCCAUAUUCACAGACAAAAUUGGCAAUUAUACCAAAAUAACUAACAUCUCAACCCCCUAUUUAUAGAUGUUGAUGAUGAAAUCAAAAUCCCCAAUUCUUCCCAUAACCAAUAAUAAUCACCCACCAUCGUCAUUUCUAAAUUCCCCCACAAUGUUCAUUCAAAGAUCUAAUUACGAAUUACCCACUUCCCAUCUCCUUAUUUCUCCAAUCGAUGAUGAUUAUAAUUGCAAUUCAAUUGAGAAAAAACCCCUUCUUUCAAGGGCUUUUAGCUUCGGUGGAGAACCACCCAUUACAACCACCCAACAGCAGCGCCGCCGCCGCAGCGUAAGCGAUGAAAAUCUGCUUUCUAGCUCCAAUAGCGAGGAGGGUGAGGGUGGGUCUAUUGGUAAUAGCGUUGAGCAUGUCGCUGCUGAGACACUUUUGAUCACUCGUUUUACUUUUAAUCUUCUAGGUUAUUUGGGGGUAGGCUACAGAUGGAUCAUAAGAUUCUUCGCUCUUGGUUGUUAUGCCUUUUUUUUGAUGCCUGGUUUUGUUCAAGUUGGAUAUAAUUACUUCUUUUCAAGUCGUAUCCAUAGGGGUAUAGUCUACGGGGAUCAGCCUAGAAACAGGCUUGAUCUAUACUUGCCCAAGAAUAACAAUGGACCAAAGCCAGUUGUUGCAUUUGUAACUGGGGGAGCUUGGAUAAUUGGUUACAAGGCAUGGGGUUCUCUUCUUGGGCAACAAUUAUCCGAUAGAGAUAUCAUAGUUGCAUGCAUAGAUUAUAGAAAUUUUCCUCAGGGUACAAUGAAAGAUAUGAUAGAAGAUGCCUCCCGCGGAAUUUCAUUUAUCUCCAAAAAUAUUGAAGAAUAUGGAGGUGAUCCUAACAGAUUAUAUUUGAUGGGGCAGUCAGCUGGCGCACAUAUUUCUGCUUGUACUCUUGUUGAACAAGCUAUCAAAGAGGCAGGUGGCGAGGGAGAGAGUGUUUCUUGGAGUGUCUCACAGAUAAAAGCUUAUUUUGGAUUAUCAGGAGGGUAUAAUUUGCUAAACCUAGUUGAUCAUUUCCACAGUAGGGGCUUAUACCGUUCCAUAUUUUUGAGUAUUAUGGGUGGGGAGCAUUCGUUGCGGCAUUACUCGCCUGAAAUCGUGGUGCAGGAUCCAAACUUUAGAAGUGCACUUUCACUAUUACCUCCAACGACCCUUUUCCACGGUACUGGGGAUUAUUCCAUUCCAUCAGAUGCUAGCCUAAAAUUUGCUGAAACACUGCAAGGACUUGGAGUAGAGGCGCAUGCCAUACUAUAUGAAGGGAAGACUCAUACUGAUGUUUUUCUCCAGGAUCCAAUGAGGGGUGGCAAUGAUCCGAUGUUUGAAGAUUUAGUUGCUAUAAUUCACGCCAAAGACGAGGAAGCACUUGCCAAUGAUGCAAUGGCACCUCUGAGGAAACGUCUGGUGCCAGAAAUCAUGUUGAAAUUGGCUCGUGCUGUUAGUCCCUUCUAAUUGUGUAGGAAUUUAUAUUGCAUUUUUCAGGAAACAAGAAGGCCAUUAUUUAUGCUGUUUCAUAGCAGCUAUUCUAUUUGUAUUUAAUUGCCUGUAACUUUAGUUCUAUAUUUGUUUGUAACCAAAUUAGGUCCUAACUUUGUAUAUUGGAUCAGAUCAUUGUCAACGACGUAAUGUAAUCAGUUUCUUUGAGUUA